Messenger RNA from Durusdinium trenchii, 1482 nucleotides. Lineage: Eukaryota; Dinophyceae; Suessiales; Symbiodiniaceae. The record is from the annotation of a GenBank genome assembly.
AUGCGGAAAGUCUGUGGAGUGGCCAAAGGCGUUUGCAUUGAUGCAGGGUUUCAAGCAAGGCGGUGCUCAAGCAGAUUUGGUGACCUUAGGAGCUGCGCUCAACUCUUUGGAACGAGCGGGGCGAUGGGCAAAGGGCAUUGGCAACGUGCGCUCGACAUUUUUGCCACAAUAGUGGCACAGAGGCUUGGAGCCAAUCUUGCAGCGCACAAUGCUGCAAUCACAGCAUGCGUAAGGGGUGAGCAGUGGCAACGGGCUUUGGUGGCAUUAGGGAAUGCAAUGAACUGCAACUUGAAGCUGAAUGCUAUAACCUGUAGCGCUGCCCUGAAAUCUUGCGAGAUCGGAUCAGCCUGGCAGUCGGCCCAGUUUUUGCUUGAGCGCAUGACUGAGGUCAAGACUGAGCCAAACUUGAUCAUGUGCAACGGUGCCAUCAGCGCACUGAGCAAAGGACAUCAGUGGCAACUUGCAUUGACAAUGAUGAAAGAGAUGGCAGCCAUGCCGUUGGAACGUGACAUAACGACCUUUACUUCAGCCGUGGGUGCAUGUGCGGAGGCAGAGUGGAAGAGAUCACUGUGCCUUGUUGAGGCAGCAGCUUUGCUGCACAUACGCUCGGAUGUUGUGAUUUACACAAUUGCGAUCAAGUCCUACAGUCUUGACAAAAACAAUAGACAGAACUGGCGCCUGGCUAUAGGAGUCUCUGAUCAGCUGGAGGAGGUCAGCAUAAAGAUUGACACUGCCUUUGCUGGAACUGUAAUUGGUGCAUGUGGGCAAGCUUCGAUGUGGAGGUUGGCAAUGCAAGCAAUGCAUGCAAUGCUCCAGGAACUGCCUGAACAGAAGUUCCGUUCAGGUCCGAGUUGCAGUGCCUUAUACACCAAUGUCAUUGCCAUGUGUGGACAGCAAGUACAAUGGCAAAGAGCACUUUUUUGGAUUCAACACAUGAGUGACCAGAACUUUGCUGCAAGCACUGUGCCAUACACAGCAGCUAUGGCUGCUUGUGCUGAUUCUGAUCAGUGGCAAGCUGCGCUGGUUUUAUUGUCGCAUUUGGAGGAAGAGAAGUGUCAGUUGGAUGCAGUGACUUACAGCCCCAUAAUUGCAUCUUGCCAUUGGCAGAUCUCGCUUGUUUUAGUGUCAGAGAUGGAGCAGAGGACUAUACAACGGAACCUGAUAACUCUAAAUUCUGCCAUUCACGCGUGUGGGAAGUCGAGCAGGUGGACAGAAGCCUUGCUGCUCUUUCAUGGCUUCGAAGGUCAAGGCAUUGAGCGAGACAUUGUCACCUUCAACUCUGCCAUGCUGGCGUGCUCUGCUGCAACACGCUGGGCGUCCGUUUUGAAUGUGUUGUCACAACUAAAUCACAGCCAAAUUAAAGGAAAUACUCUCACUUACACGAUUGCUGCAGGUUGUGGUUGGGCCGUCCCGUCGUCCCACAGAAUCUUGGCAGCUUUGGAGAGUGCCGGGAUUGAGAUUGUCAAAGAAGCCUUGGCUUGA